AUGAUAAAGAAAAUAUUAGUUGAUAACGGAUCUGGUGUUGUCAAAGCAGGAAAUUAUGACGAAGAAUUUCCAUCUCUAUGUGAACCAACGAUUGGUGGCACUCUUGAAGUGAGAAAUGAAGAGACUGGUCGUCCAACUACACAACUGUUUGGUACUCAAGCUUUUGAAAGUCGUCUUACUGUUCCACUGAAGUACCCCAUUAAGCGUGGAAUUAUUAUAGACUUUGAUUUAAUGGAUUCUAUAUGGGAUGCCGCUGUUGACCCUUUACAAGAAAACAAUGAUAAUCACAUUCAAGUGGUUAUGACUGAGUCAACAACAAACACUCAAGCAAAGCGAAUAAUAACUGCCAACCAUGUAUUCCACGAAGUCUAUGCCGAUUCGUUCUACUUAGGAGCGUCACCUUUGAUGGCGAUGUAUGGAGAGAACAUGUCGACUGGACUUGUAAUAGAUUCUGGUGAUGGGAUAACUGAAUGUGUUCCAAUAGUCGAUGGCAAGAUAAUAAGAAAUGCAGUCACAAGUAGUUCUUUUGGAGGGAGUGAUAUCACAACACAUUUAAUGAAGUUAUAUGACACGGUAGAAGAUACCACUCUCGACUUCUUUGAGAAGAAGAAUAGUGUCCAACGGAUGAAAGAAGAGAUGUGUUAUAUCACUUUAGACAUCAACAAAGAAAGAACUAAAAAUGAAGGAAAAGAACAUGUAUAUCGCCUUCCUGAUGGAAAGUAUUUGAAUGUCGGUGAAGAGGUCUUUCAAGCGCCUGAAGCCUUAUUCCAACCACGACUCAUUGGGUCGUCUUCCGAUUCCAUUCCUCUUUUAGCUUUAAAAGCUAUUAACCAAGUUAAAGAAUCUGAUCGAAAGGAGAUGUAUACUAACAUUCUAUUAGUUGGAGGAAAUACUUUAUUUCAAGGAUUUAAAGAGAGACUUCAAUUUGAAUUAGAAAGACUUGCACCCAAUGAAACUAUUAAAAUUACUUCAGCACAUCACGGAAUAAAUUCUGCUUGGCUUGGACUCAAAGUCAUAUCUUCAAUAGAAACUUUUUCGAAUUUGACAAUAACUAGAGACGACUAUCAAGAAAAUGGAGACGACGCGAUGAAGGCCAAAUUUAAAUAA
This is a messenger RNA of Entamoeba invadens IP1, 1107 nucleotides long. Its product is annotated as actin-2, putative. The transcript has a single exon. Lineage: Eukaryota; Evosea; Mastigamoebida; Endamoebidae. The coding region runs from base 1 to 1107 and encodes 368 amino acids. The record is from RefSeq and is a predicted model, not a curated record.